UUAGCGCUUUAUACGUCAUCAUCAGGAGCCGGAAGUGAAACGCGCGGUAUUUUGAAUACAACGAAAAACAAACUGUCGCGAGCUUUUUUUUCGAUCUUCAAAACGGUAAACUAGCGCCUUCAAGCAAUCAAAACAUGUCAAAGAAAGCACCGAGAGCAGCCCUGAAGCUCCAUAUGAAGAAGAACACUAAUAUACGGAUAGGAAAAAACGCAGACUUGAUGGCCCAGCUCAACCUCCUGGUUGUCCUGCAUCGGCUAGCGGAGGAGUCUAGGGUGAAAGCCUUUGAGGAGAAAUCAGCAACCAUCAAAGUUCACCACGUCAGAGCUGUUGCAAAGCGAAGUCAUGAUGGCCUGUCACAACUAAACAUGUUAGGAAUUACAUGCUUUACGGAGUUCAGGCGCAGACUGGUUCAGCAUGGCCGCCUCUGAAAACAGAAACUGUUAAAGAGCACACGUGGAUGAUGGGAGUUCCCCAUCACAACCCUUUAUUUGUUCAACAGCAUUGACCCCAUGAACUAAAAUUUACUUGAAGUCUUCAGUAUGUGUGAGCUAUAGUAUAGAGCACACAACAUAUAUGGACUUUCAAAGAUGAACAUUAUACUUUUAUUCAUUCCUUAGAACUUUUACAUGCACGAUGGAAUUUAUGUUUCUUUGUGUCAGCAUCGGGCCCAUUAUUAGGCUGUGAUCCGUGAUUAAUUUUUCUUCAUGAUUGUUGAACUUUUGCUUCUAGUUUUGUGUAAAUCAUGUAUGAUGGACAGUAUCUAGCCCAGAUAUCUAAAGCAACACAUGUGUCCCUCAUCUCAUUGGAUCGUAUUAUGACUUAAUACCUGUUAAUAAACAAUUUGUACCACUUAA
Molecule: messenger RNA, 854 nt
Organism: Cyprinus carpio (common carp)
Lineage: Eukaryota; Metazoa; Chordata; Actinopteri; Cypriniformes; Cyprinidae
Gene: cenpw
Product: centromere protein W
Biological process (GO): kinetochore assembly; mitotic cell cycle; chromosome segregation
Cellular component (GO): kinetochore; nucleoplasm
Molecular function (GO): protein heterodimerization activity; DNA binding
Source: RefSeq, a predicted model, not a curated record